AUGAAGCUCAUCCUCGGCCCGUUUAGCUCGUUGCUCAUGGCUGUGUCGGCCGCAAACGCGCUUGGGCUCGAUGCGCCCCCGCCUGACGGCUGGACACCAGGGGAGACGGUCACCGAGGGCUGGCAGUCCCAGCCCGGAGAUCCCGCUAAUUUCACCUUGACGCUGCAAGCUUUCGAUAUCUCGCAGAGAAGCUAUGCGCUCGUCGCGGUUGUUGAGACCUCCGCCGGCUCGGUGACAUUCGCGCUGCCCGACGUCAGUACUGGAGAAUACGUCUUGAACGCAGUGAACGCGACAAAUGCGACCAUCGUUUAUGCUCAAUCUUCAUCGUUCUACCUUCCGUAG
Molecule: messenger RNA, 342 nt
Organism: Rhodofomes roseus
Lineage: Eukaryota; Fungi; Basidiomycota; Agaricomycetes; Polyporales; Fomitopsidaceae
Exons: 4
Coding region: 1-342 (113 amino acids)
Source: RefSeq, a predicted model, not a curated record